CAGAGAAGUUCCGGCUUCUUUCCUGCCACCAUCAUCACACCACGGCGCCACGAAAUUUCUUGCAUAUAUCUAGUCAUCUCCCUCCUCCAGCUCCUUGUCACGACCAACUGCCAUUCAAUCGUUUUGCCAUAGAUUUAUCUGUCAUGACCGUGGAUGAACCACAAUUUCUGCGUGUUGUGUCAUCUUGUUUACCUGGGGACUUAUCCCAAAAACUGAAAACUCUCUCGAAAUCUUCUCCCGAGGCAGAGACUAUCCUCGAUGAUGUGAUACGGUUCGUCAGUGGUGCAGAAUCCGGAGCAGGCGGGUCUGACGGGGGCUGGCAUGAGAAACAGGCAGCAGUGAAGAAAGGCCUUGAUGAACUGCUCCAUCCUGCUGAUCUCAAACGUCGACGUGACGCAGAGGGCGAUAUCCCGCAGACUUCAAAACGACCCAAGCUAGACCAUGACGAUGCUUCUGAUGGAUCCCAUCGGUUCACCCUUCAUUCUGUAUCUACGACAUCACCCAUACGCAAGAAAGUUGACAUUGUCGUCCAUGAUUCUAUCAUCAAAUUUGUUGUUCCAGCAUCUCAGGCUGUGGAAGCCGUUGUCCCAGUUUCACAGCUUAGUCGCGCCUUUAUUCUCCCAACGCGCGGAAAGACAAAACCUCACUGGACAGUGGUUGUAAUAUCUACGAAUACCACUGCAAAAGGAGCGUCUUCCCCACAAAUCAUAUUUGGUCUUGAUGCCUCCGCUCCAAGCCCCUUGUCGACGAUAGAUUCUUCCGCGGUGAAGAAGAUAGUAAACAAGGGGGAUCCGACACUGCCAGCCAUCAAAGAGCUUCUUUCUCAUUUACAAGUGCCCAUCUUGCAGCCUAGCACUGAGGUCUUCAAGAGUGCUUGUACAAGUAAAGGCUCUGACGGCUGUCCGGGGAUCGAAGCUUAUUUGGGGGCGAAAGUCGGCAGUCUGUGGUUCAUGAAGGAGGGUAUACUGUGGGGCGAAUCAAAACCUUGCGAGUUUUGGCCUGUCGAGGACUUGAUGGGAAAACCCGACGGCCUGAGGAUGAUUAGUGCCACGGGAAGGACAUGUACCUUGAUUCUCACCCGCCGGAGUGAAGGGGACCCCGGAGAAGAAGAGGAAGACGGUGGUGAAGAAACAUCUUUCAGCUUGAUUGAUGGUAAAGAGCAAGAUGGCAUCAACCAGUGGGUGAAGCGGUUCCAGGGUGCGUUUGGGAAGAAGAAAGGUGAAGAGAAAAGACCAGCACCACUGCCUGCGACCGGGAAGAUGACAAUAAUGCAGAUAGGGGACGAGUCAGAUGAGGAAGAUGAAGAUUUCAAGGAUGACUCUGACGAACAGGAAGAAGAAGCGACAUCUGAUUCUAGUGACGAAGAAAACGGAGGUGGCGGUGAUUCGGGAAGUGAGGGAGAUGCUGAAGGAUCAGACGAUGAAGAUGCUAGCGGCGAUGAAGACGAAGAAGUGCUAAAAGAAGAAAAUCAUCCACUGCUCCGGCCUGGCGCUAUGCCCCGUAUGUCGCGCGCCGCCAUUGAAAUGGUGGUUGAUAUGGUCGAAGGAGACAUGCUCAGUAGUGACGAAGACGAAGAAGACGAGCUUGAUGAUUGAAAGGUGUCGGUAUCAAUUGUGUACUUGAUUUUUAUGUUCAGCGCUCUCAUCGUCCCUGCAUUAUAGAGAAUGCCAUCCUUAUCACUCGGUAAUGCAUACUGAAUUGGGGUAUUGCACACGCUGCAUAUUAACUUUGGCUUGAAGCGGUCAUUGUGAUUUGCUUGUGACUUGACCUACAAAUUCGUGAGACCGUAGUCAUCGUACUGUGUGACCCUCUUUUUGGGGGGAGCGCCCU
Molecule: messenger RNA, 1830 nt
Organism: Desarmillaria tabescens
Lineage: Eukaryota; Fungi; Basidiomycota; Agaricomycetes; Agaricales; Physalacriaceae
Product: histone chaperone Rttp106-like-domain-containing protein
Exons: 1
Coding region: 144-1595 (483 amino acids)
Molecular function (GO): histone binding; nucleosome binding
Source: RefSeq, a predicted model, not a curated record